CUACAAGCACACAGUUGUCCAUACAAAUAGAUCCAUAUCCUCAACCACCCAUUAAUCCCCGUCAAUAUCCUAUGUAGCUAUAUUGCAGCCUUUUUUUUAAAAAAAAAGAAAUGUGCUCAGCUCCUCACCAGUUCAGAGACCAAAAGGAUAACCACGGCUCUUGGCCAAUCGGGUUGCCGAUCUCCUGGGCUGCGACUUCGGCUGAAGGAACAGCACCAAGAAACUCUGACUCUUAAAACUGAACACAAAAAUCCCCAAAACACAAUCAAAUAUACCAUUGGGACGGUCACCGGGGGUUAUUAUUUAAUUUGGAGCGAAUUGUCCAAUCACAGCCUCCAAUCAGCAGUGGCACAAGAGCGGCAUUUCUGAACUUUUUAUCCCCGCAUACCUCUUACCCUCGUGCUUGGUCACAGUCAACUAUUGAUAACCUGCCCCUCUCGCCCCAAGGAAGGCAGAGUCCCAUUGCUUCCCCAGCGGGCUCGAGGUCCUUCAUUUUCAACAAUGCUAGCUCUACGAGCCUCCGCCCGCCUCGCCGGGCGCCGCAUCGCCAUCUCCGGUCGCCGUCUACCUUCGAGCCUCCCAAGGGCCGCCGUGUCGUCUGCUCUCGUUGCGAAGAGACAAUACUCCGCCCCUGGGUCUGAUACCACGACUAGAUCGACAGUCAUUCAGUUGCUCAGCAACAUCGGCUCGAAGCGCGAGGUCCAGCAAUACCUCUCGCACUUCUCGUCCGUCUCCUCCCAACAGUUCGCCGUCAUUAAAGUAGGCGGUGCAAUCAUAACCGAGCAUCUCGAAUCUCUCACCUCUGCGCUUGCGCUCCUUACAAAUGUCGGGCUCUUCCCUGUCGUGGUCCACGGUGCUGGCCCACAGCUGAACAAGUUGCUCGAAGAUGCGGGAGUCGAGCCUCAAUUCGAGGAAGGCAUCCGUGUUACCGACGGCAAGACCCUAGCAGUUGCGCGCAAACUCUUUUUGGAAGAGAACCUGAAGUUGGUAGAGAAGUUGGAGGAGAUGGGUGUACGUGCCCGACCAGUCACAAGCGGCGUGUUUGGAGCGGACUACUUGGAUAAGGAGAAGUGGAACUUGGUUGGCAAGAUCAACAAGAUCAACAAGGACCCGAUCGAGGCGGCUAUCAAUGCUGGCUGCCUCCCGAUUCUUACGUCCAUGGCCGAGACACCUGACGGACAGGUGUUGAAUGUUAAUGCCGACGUGGCGGCAGGAGAGCUGGCCAAGUCUCUCCAGCCACUCAAGAUUGUCUACCUAUCGGAGAAGGGCGGCCUCUUCAACGCGGACACGAACGAGAAGAUUUCAGCGAUCAACCUAGAUGAAGAGUUUGAGCAUCUCAUGUCACAGUGGUGGUGCAGAUAUGGAACUAGGUUGAAGAUUAAGGAGAUCAAGGAACUUCUCGAGCAUUUGCCACGGACCUCCAGUGUUGCAAUCAUCCACCCGGCUGAUUUGCAAAAGGAGCUGUUUACGGAUACUGGUGCCGGAACCCUCAUCCGACGAGGCAGUAAGAUUGAUACAGCGACGUCUUUGUCCCAAUUUGAGGACAUUGAGCAGCUCAAGGAUGUCCUUGUUCGCGACCGUGAGGCUCUUGAUGCGCGUGCGACAGUCAACCGUUAUGUCGAUGGCCUCAAGGACAAACAGUUUAAGGCAUACUUUGACGAAUCAAUGGAUGCGCUUGCCAUCGUGCAGCCAUCCACCGACUCCUCAGGCAUCGCCAACCUGGCUACAUUAACAAUCACCAAGUCUGGCUGGCUCACUAACGUCGCCGACAAUGUGUUUGCGGCGAUCAGAAAAGACCACCCCAAGCUCGUCUUCACUGUUAAAGAGGAUGACGAGAACCUGACAUGGUUCUUUGACAAGGCAGAGGGCAGCUUCACCAAAGACGGCCAUGUCAUGUUCUGGUAUGGCACCGAGUCCGCUGAGGAAGUGACCCAGCUCAUGACCGAGUUCACCAAGCACGGUCGCUCGAUGCAUGGCGAAGCAAACCUUGACGAGAGGCUAUACCGCGCCGCCAAUGCUGCGUCAGCCAUAUCCGGACCAAAUGCUCCCCGUCAACAAGCUCGUGCCUUCUCCACCUCGGCACGCCCAACGUCGCGCAUCAUCCGCGGUCGCACAACCCAAACUCGCGGUUACGCCACCACAAACCCCAACCCCCCUCUUGGCAAGCACAACUCUUCCAACUCCCAGCCUGCAAAGGUAGCUCUCAUUGGUGCCCGUGGAUACACCGGGCAAGCGCUGAUUGCCCUCCUCAAUGCCCACCCCAACAUGGACCUCCGCCACGUGUCAUCGCGUGAGCUAGCGGGCCAGAAGUUGAAGGGCUACGAGAAGCGCGAUAUCACCUACGAGAACCUUUCUGCCGAGGACGUGCGCCGCAUGGAAGAGAAUGGUGAGGUAGACUGCUGGGUUAUGGCGCUCCCGAACGGUGUGUGCAAGCCCUUUGUCGAAGCCGUGGAGGAGGGCCGUGGGCCACAGAACUCUGUCAUCGUAGAUCUCUCUGCCGACUACAGGUUCGACUCAAAGUGGACCUACGGUCUUCCUGAGCUCGUUUCGCGCUCUGAUAUCGCGCGGGCGAAGCGUAUCGCCAACCCCGGCUGCUACGCAACCGCAGCACAGAUUGGCAUUGCGCCGCUUGUUGAGUUCCUUGGCGGUCAACCAACUGUCUUUGGUGUUUCUGGAUACUCCGGAGCGGGCACAAAGCCGUCCCCCAAGAAUGACGUCGAGAACCUGCGGGACAACCUCAUCCCCUAUUCCCUGACUGACCACAUCCACGAGCGCGAAGUUAGCAACCAGCUUGGCGUUGAGGUUGCGUUUAUCCCGCACGUCGCGUCGUGGUUCCAGGGUAUCCACCACACAAUCUCUGUGCCGCUCGACCGCACAUUCAGCAGCCGAGACAUCAGGCAGAUAUACCAAGAUCGGUAUGCAGGUGAGAAGCUCGUACGGGUAACCGGAGAGCCACCGAGCGUCAAGGCGAUCAGCGGGAAGCACGGCGUUGAGGUUGGUGGCUUUGGGGUACAUAGCUCAGGCAAGCGUGUGGUUGUGUGCGCCACGAUUGACAACCUACUAAAGGGGGCAGCAACACAGUGUUUACAGAAUAUGAACUUGGCAUUGGGAUUCGCAGAGUACGAGGGCAUUCCGUUAGAUUAAGUGGAUAUGGGCAUAUUUUCAGGGGCGCAUUUUUUUAAACCGUUCUACAAUUUUCAAUGGAAAUUAAAUUUCCGCCAUGUUACAAAUUGCUACUGUACAAUGUGUUGCGUGUAUAUUCCGGUUCUACGAGACAAUUACAUGUUGUGUAAAGGGGUAUUCGACUUACGGGGAAACAUCGGGUCACUGUCUGAGAUGCCUAGAAUGGCCCAUUUUCAGCCCAAAUACGUAUCGCAGAACGACCUUGAUAUUAUCUUUCCCACACCAAAUAAAUCAGAGUAUAUCUGUCACCCCCUAGAAGUACAUCCUCUUAAACCUGUCUACACCAGCAUAAUAUCUUUUCAAUUCUUG
This is a messenger RNA of Pseudogymnoascus verrucosus, 3492 nucleotides long. RefSeq names its product Protein arg-6, mitochondrial (gene ARG6). Gene Ontology annotation, cellular component: cytoplasm; mitochondrial matrix; mitochondrion. The coding region runs from base 502 to 3144 and encodes 880 amino acids. Gene Ontology annotation, biological process: L-arginine biosynthetic process. Gene Ontology annotation, molecular function: arginine binding; NADP+ binding; NAD binding. The record is from RefSeq and is a predicted model, not a curated record. The transcript is spliced from 3 exons. NCBI's taxonomy places the organism in Eukaryota, Fungi, Ascomycota, Leotiomycetes, Thelebolales, Thelebolaceae.